This is a messenger RNA of Ochlerotatus camptorhynchus, 8134 nucleotides long. It is a transcript of the gene klar, whose product is annotated as klarsicht. Lineage: Eukaryota; Metazoa; Arthropoda; Insecta; Diptera; Culicidae. The record is from RefSeq and is a predicted model, not a curated record. The transcript is spliced from 17 exons. Bases 970 to 7023 code for a protein of 2017 amino acids. Gene Ontology annotation, molecular function: kinesin binding. Gene Ontology annotation, biological process: nucleus organization; cytoskeleton organization; nuclear migration. Gene Ontology annotation, cellular component: perinuclear region of cytoplasm; membrane; nuclear envelope.
UUGUGAAGGCAGCAGCGAGAGUAGUUGGCACGGACUAUACAGAUCGUCGUUUGAAGAACUCUAGCUGAAGGAAACGCGUACGCGGUUUACGGUUUUUAUUUUUUCCUUUUGUCGUCGCCGUCGUUUUGCUUGCGUGUUUUUUUUUUCUAAGUGAAGUGAAUCUAAACUGCUUAACAUUGUAGUGUAUUGCAACAUUUUAGAAGAAGACAACUAAGGAUAAACAGUGAAAACAUAAGAAGAAUAUACAGUUUCUGUCCAGUGCUAAUGUAACUAGAUUCUGUGAAUAGAGUUGGUCUACUGGAAGAAAAGUGUGUUUUUAAAGUGUAAUAAUUUUUAUUCCUAUUCGAAAAGAGUAUCUCUCUUGUACAUCUGAAGAAGAGUGAAGUCUGUUUCCGUUCGCGGUAGUGCGAGUAUUGGUGUAUAGACGGUCGUGUGUGCGUGAAUCGUACAGUGCGAAAACAUUCUUGAAUCUCGCUUGCUUGCUCGCUCGCGCUGAAGAAUUCCAGCAGCAAGUCGCGAAGGUCUCCUGCGGAGUUGGUGCGGCCAGAAGAAUCUUCUUUUGUCAGGGGUGUUCAAGAAGAACAACGUUACGACAACAAUAACAACAACGGAGUGGCCUACUACGACUUCCAAUCAACCAGCGAUCAUCUCGUCGUCGUAAUCAUCGAAGCAAUCUGCAAUUGAAUAUUUUCGUCAUUGAAAAUGUUCAUUUUGUAAGCCAGAGGGGUACGACCAUCCCCUUCCAAAAAUCCAAAUCAACCGACACCGGACUCAUCGGAAAACGGACGCAAAAUGCCGGUUUUCGCGAACUGCCAGCAGUUCGGAGGACUCCACCACUUCUUCAUUCGAUAAGAAGCCGGACCAGGAGACCUAGACCCGACCGGAGAAGCUAUCCCAGCACAAACGACCACUGGCAAUCCCCACACUGAAUCGCAAACGGAACACCCAAACGAACAGACUGAUAUCGCCAUGAAGCCACCGACAGGAGAGGACACAGCAGCGCCAGCCAAGCCCUUGGUUAUGGCAUCGACACCAACAUCGAUCAGCGCCAGCGGAAUGUCCAACGUGGCUACCACUUCGACACAAACACAUACACAACCACAACCACAACCGCAACCACAACAACAACCCAGCAAUGGCAAUGGAAAGAGCUAUUGUAGCUCCACAGCAUUUGGAACGGUUAACUAUCGGAUAAAACCCCCUUCAGCGGCAAAUGCGGGCUCGUCAUCUGCCUCCGGUUCCAAUGCUGGAUGUUUCAUAAAACCAUCGCUGUCGCUCAACUCGCUGCCACCGCAGGCUCCACCCGAGGGUUCGGAAAUGGCACAGAAUAGACUGAGAAUCGAUCGGCCAUAUAAUAGCUUAAAGAAAAAGCGUGACUCGGAGCGUGAACUGUGGCGCCGGUCGUGGGGCAGUGGCCACAGCCAUAGCUCGUGUAGUCUACAGAGCAGCACCACGACCGGCAUUGGCAAGGACGACUUUUGGGCGGCACUGCAGACCAACUACAACUUUAUCAUGGACACAAAUCUGCUCGACAGCUGCCGGGAAGCUCGAGGCGAAAUCGAAGGUCCCGUCGUUCGAGCCGAAGAAGACGACAUGGACUACUAUCGGAGGGCCAUGUACAAACCCUCUCCGAUGCAAACAUUCUACGGUGAUCCCCGCCUGCUGCGGCAGUGGAUCAGGGAGAUGGAGAUUCGCAUUUCACGGAUUCCUUCGAUUACGGAGACGAAGAAGCUGAACAUCGAGCAGCUCCUGAGGCUCUCUGGAGAACAUUCGGAAAUCUACCGUGAAAUAGAGUCCAACUCGCGUGCAGUAGCGGCCUGUGUUCGUGCCUACGAGAAGAAAGCGGCCAAGGCAAGCAAAUUUUCCGGCAACAUCUCCGGAGUUUCUUCGGCCAUCAAUACUACGAGUUCAGACCUCGGGGGACCACCGUCUGGAUCCGGCUCGCUCACUCCGGAAGUUGACGUCCAACCAGGAACGUCCGGUGCGUACUGUUCCGGUAGACUCAGCAACAAAUCCAAGGAGAAUAGCGUCAUCAAAGGACUCGAGAGACGCUACUAUCUGCUGUAUUUGAAGGCGUAUGAAAUUCGGUGUCUGUUGGAGGGACUGUUGGACAAUAAAACCUCGAGCUCUGAUAACAACGCUAGUCUUUCGGAUACGGAUGAAGAGCCGGUCAAUAAGUUAGCUCGACUCAGCUCCAGUGUGAAAUCAAAAUCGUCCGCUUCGCUGCAGAAUGAGUGUUUGAGUGGCGAAGAAUGGGUUAAAGGCAAGAAGCUCUCGAACGCUGGUUUCGAUGCCGAUUCCGAGGGUAGUGAUUGUGAAAUUGUACCGAAAAUUAUCACCUACCACCACCAGAGCCCAACAUCGUCUACGACGGCCACAACGAACACGCCGUCGACACCCCCUUCAUCCGCCGCGAAACUAUUACUACCGAGCGAAGCGAACCCUAUGAUGGAAGCAGCGGACAUACAAAAUCUAUCGACUAAAACGAUUACCAACGGCAACAGUACGGCAAAUUCCUCUGCAACGCUGAUCGGUGCCAAGGACACAUGCGGAAAGCUAUCCGGCGAGGACAUUAUCGAUGGGAUUAUCCGGGAAGCCACCGCACAGGACUUGAUCAACAACAACAACGACAACAGCAGCAGCAGUAACAAUGAAAACUCUAACCCCUUAAUCAAGAAAAGCCCUUCGCCGAAGCAAAAUGGCAGUGGCAAACAGAAACGCAGCAAGACAAGCGAGGCCAAGUUCAAUCGAUCCACUAGGAAGUCGAAAAACUGUGCCACCUUCUACUUCAAGCAUUUGGACACUGAUUCGGAGCUGAAUAAAGAUUCCAGCGAACGGACCAAGUCGGAAGAAUCGUCCAGCUCGUCGGAAGGAGACGAGUGGGUGUACACCAACAAUGGCGACGAUGGCGGUCCGGAAGGAGAAAUCAGCCAGGAUAGUAGCUCCGGUGAUCAGGCCAAGUCGUCGGGUGAGGUGAUUCCCCUGGGCGAUGAGGACGAAAAGGAAAACAAACCGGAUGGUGACGGCAUGCAGGACGGAUUGUUGAAACAGAGUGGAACCAUGGCUGUUGGGAAGGAGAUAAAGUCGAAAAAGUGCCUGGAUUUCACGCAGCAAUCGCUGGGUGGAGUCAACCUGAGCAGUCGGCCGCUGAUGAUGACUUCGAUCGGGAGCUUUGGCAAGAGUACGGAUUCUGUGGACAGUAACGGCAAGAGCGGAUCGCUGAACUCGGCUAAGCAGCAGCAGCAGCAUCAGCAGCAAUAUGCAACGAGUCCAGCGAUCCAAAGGUUAGUGCUGCAUGCCGAAACGCUCGUGCGGGACGAGAUCUUUGCAAAGACUCCCAAAACUGCCGUGAAGAAUCCGCACUAUCUGCACCACUAUCACCAUCAUCAUCACGGUAGUGCCAGCGCCAGUGGAAGCAGCAGCAAUAGCCAUCAUAAGCUUUAUCACAACCUCCACCAUCACCACCAUCAUCAUCAUCCGUCGUCAACGACGUCCUCGUCGCGUCACCAUCAGGGCACGGUUAACAUCAACGGUGGUGGUGGGGGCAGUGGCGCCGGUGGUACCAGCAGCAGUCGGAAGGCGGAGAAAGUGAUGAGCAAUCUCAAGAUCAACCGGAUCGAGGAAUGGCUCGAAAAGCAACCGCUGGACGCGACCACCACGGCUCCCAUCCUCCCCGGUUCGGCCCCCACUACCGAUUGCGAAGCAUCCGGCGAAUACACCGACUCCGAUUCGAUCGCCCGGGACACGGACAGUUCGGAGGGACUGGCCAACUCGGUUGCCACUUGCCUUCAAGGUGAUCAAACCUCCCAGGAGAUGCUCGCCGACAACGUGUACCCAUCGGAAACGUCCAACGUGUCAAAUGAUGAAGUCGAAUCCAAGAACAACAACAGCAACUCGAAUCCCUCGCUGGUGAAACGACGGGUGAACAAAUCCUCCGGCGAACGACCGUGGUCCGUGUCGUGCAUUUCCCAGCUCAACACAUCCGCCGUGGAGAUCAACCAGUACGGCGAACGACAUGAGACACACUCAAACCAGCGGCUGACGGCAAGCUUCUCAAUUAGCGAGUCGGCACUCAACACGAUGUCGCCGGUGCGGCCCGGAUCGCUGAAACAGACGACGAGCAGUGGCAAUGGGAGUCAGUUGGUGGUGAAGAGCUCGGACAGCAAAGGUUCGCUGAAGAAGCGGAAGCUGCGCGCGAGACGAAAGAACCGCAUCGACGAGUCUGGGUCGGACGAAUCGCAGCCAACGCAGCCUUCCACGUUGCACCUUCUACAGCACUCGUUAAUCAUACAGCAUCAGCAGCAGUUGCUCCAGCAGCAACAGCAGCAACCCCUGAGAGAAAUUCAACUAUCGGCCGGAAGUAGUAGUGGUAGUGGCGGCCGCCAACAGCAUCAUCAUCAUCACCAAUCCAACACCCAUCGGGGAGGUUUGCUCAAGUCCGAGUCCUUCUCCGGUCGGAUUCGGCUGUCGGAUGACUUGGUCACGCUGUCGUCACUGUCCGGGUCGUCUGGAUCGCGCAAAUCGUCCUCUGCUCGGCAGACGACGAGGUCAACGACCAUGACGGCAAUGAUGGCCACCGUGUCGACGAAGAAAUCCGCUCCGGAUAGCGAAGAGGAACAUCAACAGCAGCAGGCAUUGAUGGCGAAGCCCCACUUCAAGAUCGGUUCCGCCACUCGCGCUCGCUGCGGCAGUCUCAAUCUAGGAUCAUUAGCCGCGUUGGCUAAUUAUAAUCUAGAUGGUGUGGAGCGGACCGAGGCCAACCUGAUUGGAACCGGUACCGGUACCGAGGAGAUGAGCAGCUUCUCGGAGCAAGCAUGGGACAACUACCAGGAAAAGUAUAUGAGCGAACCGUACUCGGAGGACAGGGAUACGGACGCAGCCCGGCGUUUGCUGGACUUUGGCGAUGACUAUCGGAACUUUAUUGAUUCACAGUCGGACUGUGCAUCCUCGUCGCUGUCGGCGGCAAACAUGGACUCCCUGUCGCCACCGCGAUUCCGCAAAAAUGACUCGCUCAGCAAGAGUUCCGAGCCGAACACAAACUCGUUGAACCGGCGGAAGCGAUUGGACGAGUACCGGAUGGAUGACCGAUACAGUCACAACAUGAACUCCUGGUCCAGCAAAUCGGGCAGCCCGCCGCACCACUCGCUGGACAAGACGCUUACCUCGAGUCGAGGCAAGCACCACGUCCUGUACGAAAGUCCCGACCACUCGCCGAGUGGUAGCAGUGGUGCCGCUGCCGGUGGUGCACUCAGCGGAAGUGGCCGCCGUCGGUCGCUCCGCUCGGUGGACAAGCACAACUCCUUCCUGCGGUCGUUGUCUCACGAGACGAGCUCCAGCUCGAACAACGAGUUCGACGAGGACAUGGAAGCGGAGAUGAAGAAGCUGCUGAUCCAGAGCAAAAUGCGGCUGGCCAACACCGAAGCCCUCAAGGCAAAGUCGCACCUGCUCAAGCCGGAGGACUAUGACGAGAUCAUCAAGACGUGCCGCGAAAACGUACGCUGUCUCGAGACGGUGCUACUGUCCCAGCCGGGAACGGUGCUAACGGCAGCCAAGUGCCAAGACUUGAGAGAUACCAUCCUGUGCUGGGAGAAGCUGCUGAGCUGGGGCGAACGGCGACAGAUUACGACCCAAUUCCAGGAGAAAAUUCAAUCCCUGAAGGAUGUUCUGGAAGACCUGGGCAGCAAGGCGUUCGAUUUCUCCUCGGAGGCACACAUACAGUUGGCCAUCGAUCAGCUGAAGAAUGAACGCAAGGUGCUGCAGAACCAGCGUCCCAAGAUGCUCACGCUCAAUGCCACCGUACACAACUGGGUCUCGGCCCAGGAGCUGCAGCGGAAGGAACUUCUGGACGAUUCGUCGAUCGACGCCAAAAUGGAACAGCUCGACCGGGACAAGAACGUCACCAAGUGUGCGGACCACAAGUGUGGUGCUUGCUACGAUUGUCUGAACGAGCUCCGCGAGGAUUGCACCAUCAACCGGGACAUGAAGGAUGGCAUCAGUCUGCUGUACAGCACAUGGGAUGAGGCGGAAGUGAGGAUAAGGAACCGAAUCGAAAAACUGUCCAGCUCGAUGAUGACGUGGAAGCAGCUGGAGGACGGUUUGAGCGAUUUCAAGGAUAUCCUGGACCGUGAUCGUGGGAAACUUCAGGGGAUCGAAGGGGCCCUGCAAAGCGGGGCCGGAAGGACUGACGAAAUGGUCAAUAGUGUCAAGGAAGUGGUUAAAGCUCUGUCCGAAAAUGUUGAGCCGCUUUUUCAGGAGCAUAAUAUAUCCAUACCGGUCAAUCUUAAGCUCUCGUCGAGUGGUUCUCUUUCUGAUAGUGGCAUUUCCGAUGGUGGUGGCAUGUCUGAUGGCAGCCUAUCGGAGCGGGAGAAGCGAUUGAGCGCGCUGAAGAGGCUGGUCAAGCAGUUGGAAGUGGCCCUCGCUCCGGGAAGUGAAGCCAUGCAGACGAUCACCAAGCGACUGGAGAUGGCCGAGCAUGACCUGCGCUCGCUGCAGAACACCUGCCGGAAGAUCAUCAUGAACGAGAAGGGCGAUGGUACCGGCAGUCGGAACGAAGGCGAAAGCGAUCAUGGGGAAAGCAGCAGCAAUAACAACGAUGCGAGCGUGAAGAAUAAGAACAGGAACAAGCAGGGAAGCAAGAAAAAUCGUAACUCCAGCCCGUCUAAAUCGGACCGAUCCAAGUCCCGUUCAGUUCAGUCACUGGACGAAACGGAUUCGGAAGAAAGUCGCCUCCACCAGGAUGGGCUAACGGAAACUCUAACUCAUCAGCAGCAGCACCAGCACCAGGAUCACAUCCAGCAUGCCACUACCGCCCAAUUGGGUCUGAUUCAGACCACCAAAUUGAAACUGUCUCAGAAUCGCUGGGUCUGGCGCAUCACCAAGAUCGCCGUCCCGGUCCAGCUGGCGCUGGUUCUGGUAAUGUGUGCGGCGUGUUUCUUCGAACCGCACUGCUGCGAUGCCCUCAAUACGUACUCGAUGAGUUUUACGCCUCAGUUGCGCUACAUCAAGGGACCUCCACCGGUGUGAAUCCACCGGAGGUGCAACCCCCCCUAACAACAUUCAAACUUUUCCUUCGCUCCGGCGAGGGGAAAAUGAAGCGUUUUUGUUUUUGAUUUUACACGGAUAAUUUUUAUAUCCUGGAGAUAUAGAAUAGUUGUGCAUUAUUUCUUAGCAUAUAAGGGUUCCACUUUUUAAUCGCAAUCUAUUUAUAAAAUGAACUUCAGCAAUCAGAUUCAUUUCCUUCGUGGAGGUUUAAACAUUUCAAAAAUGUUUUUACCUCACAAAGGGUUUCUUAUUUUAUAGGAAGUGAGGGAAAGGGAAGAAGCAGUGGAAACUGGAGUGCUCUUAGCAGGUAAAUUAUCACUGUUUCCUAUUUCACUACUUUUUUAGUUGUUAGCGAAUAAGUCAGUGUUGGGCGUCGACCAUUGUCGUAGGUUUGAAUUGAAAAUUGAUCGGCCCCAACCAAAGAUAGCAAAGUGUGCACGACGAGUGAAGGAGAAUGCAACUGAAAAACGGAUGUGCCUUCAGCGUAUGCAGAACCUAUCAGAAACAGAUUACCAUUCUUUCUUUUUUAAGCAGAAAUUUGUUGUUGCUACAAAAUAGCAUUAGAAAUAAAUCCAGCAGAGUGGAUGUUCCUCCGUUAACACUUGUUUUCCCCCAUCGUUUCCGUCAAUACAGCAAUGCAGUCAGUACUAUUUUGAACAUCUCUUAGUUGCUCAAACAACGGAAUUCUAAAACUGCCUUUUUACCAAGAAAUAGAACCAUAUAAAACGUUCGGUGUCGUCAGAAAUUAAUUUCACUAAUCCGUUGCAAUAUAUGUAUUGUAGAACAAAUUAAACUGUCCUUAUUUUGUAAAUUUUUGGGCGUUCGUAUUGAUCUUUUCUUCAACUAACUCGAGUUCUGUCUAUAUAUCUGUAUGUAAAUCUUCUCCAAUUACCGAGAGUACUAUCGAUUUUGUUUUUAAUAAUAUUAGUAGAUGUUUUCUUCUUUCAUAUAUUUUGGAGGGAUAAAAAUAAAAGGAGAACGCAUUUUUUAGCGUAUCCCUCCGCGGUAAGUGUAAACUACAAGUUUAUGGUGAAACUUGUGGAAGAAAAACAGAUAAGUACAUUGAAAAUAUAUGUUUAUAUUUUUAAUAAAA